AUGAUUUUCUGUUCAUCCAUCUCCGGUGUGUGUGGGAACCCUGGGCAAGCCCAAUAUGCCGCCGGUAAUGCGUUCCAAGACGAGCUCGCCCACCAUCGUCGUGCCCUGGGUCUCAAGGCCGUUUCAGUAAAUCUGGGUGUUAUGCUUGAUGUCGGUGUCAUUGCGGAGACGGGCGCGCACAACUUCAAGAUUUUGGAGCAAGUCCUCGAAAAAGGGCCCCCGGCAAGGGCCGGCCCUUCGCUUGCCUCCAAACUUUCCCAGGCUGGCAAAAACAAGGCUUUAGCGGCUGCUGUGAAGAUCAUUACAAGCGCCUUAGUCCAGAAGAUGGCUGACACCUUACGCAUUCCGCCUUCCGAGGUCAAUCCUAAAAGAGCCAUGUAUAAUUAUCGUGUGAACUCGCUCGUGGGCUGGAGGUAA
This is a messenger RNA of Penicillium expansum, 417 nucleotides long. Its product is annotated as Polyketide synthase, KR. The transcript is spliced from 2 exons. The record is from RefSeq and is a predicted model, not a curated record. Lineage: Eukaryota; Fungi; Ascomycota; Eurotiomycetes; Eurotiales; Aspergillaceae. Gene Ontology annotation, biological process: fatty acid biosynthetic process. Gene Ontology annotation, molecular function: fatty acid synthase activity. Bases 1 to 417 code for a protein of 138 amino acids.